Molecule: messenger RNA, 1748 nt
Organism: Osmerus eperlanus (European smelt)
Lineage: Eukaryota; Metazoa; Chordata; Actinopteri; Osmeriformes; Osmeridae
Product: proline-rich protein 5-like
Exons: 7
Coding region: 168-1175 (335 amino acids)
Biological process (GO): TORC2 signaling
Cellular component (GO): TORC2 complex
Source: RefSeq, a predicted model, not a curated record
UGUGUGUGUGUGUAGCAUCCCACAAUGCCGUGAUAUCCGUGUUCCAGAGGAAAGACCUGGGAGAGAAUGAGCUUUACAUCCUCAAUGAGGGAGUCCGGCAGCUGUUGAAGACUGAGCUGGGAUCGUUCUUCACUGAAUACCUCCAGAACCAGCUUCUCACGAAGGGGAUGGUCAUACUGAGAGAUAAACUACGCUUCUAUGAAGGGCAGAAGCUGCUGGACUCCUUGGCUGAGACCUGGGACUUCUUCUUCUGUGACGUGCUGUCCAUGCUGCAGGCUAUCUUCUACCCUGUCCAGGGGAAGGAACCCUCAGUGAGGCAGCUGGCUCUUCUUCACUUCAGGAACAUCAUCACUCUGAACCUCAAGUUGGAGGACUCUCUGUCCCGACCUCGUGCCCGCACCCCCCCCUCCAUCAUCCAGAUGCUCCUCAUACUGCAGGGGGUCCAUGAGUCUAAAGGGGUGAGUGAGGACUACCUUCGUCUGGAGGGUCUUCUACAGAAGGUGGUGUCUCCGUACCUGGGCACCCAGGGCUUGUUCUCCCCCGACGGCUCCAACAGCCACUGCUCCUGUGUGCUGGAGAAGCGUCUUCAGAAGCGUUGGCCGAGGCCUGGCGACCCCCCCACCAAGAACCCGGUGGUCCGGUCCCAGAGCUACAACAUCCCCAUGCUGACGCCCGUGGUGGAGUACGACCCCGAGGCCUCCUCCACUGGCAGCAUGGGCAUCCGCCGCCACUCUGUCUGCGAGAUGACUUCCUGUCAGGAGGAGCAGAGCUCCAUGUCCGACACCACCAGCUCCUCCCAGGUCUCCACGGCGUCCCUGGCCCAGCCGGGAAGCCCCUCCCUGGGGCAGGAUCCAAGCCUGACAGGGGGGAUCCUGGAGGGACCCCAGCUUCAAAUCCAGCUCCAGCCCCGAUCACAUUCCCCCUCAAUCUUCCCCACGCACUCCCCAGGAGGGCUACUGCAAGCUGGGGAGCUGCUGGUGUCUCUGACCAGCCCUCCCACCCUUCUCCAGGACACCUCCUUGGAGGCCAGCAGCUCGUCCAGCCCAGAGACUGUGGUGGACCAGCUGCUGGAGUCCAUGGACUCAGACCCAGAUGGAAUCUUCAUAGACUUCCCAUCUACCUGUUCUGGGUCUUCCUCUUACAGCAGGGAAAGUGGCCAGCAGAGUGUAGUAUAAGGAAACAAGGGCAUACAGACACAUGUGCACUGUAGAGAUAUGGAUGCUUUAUACACACACACACGCACACUAUACACACACUUUUCUUAAGUUGGUUUUUCAAAGAAUCUACCCUUCUGGGGUAUUGUGAUUAUUUUUGUUAACUACACUUUGUAGUGUUUAGGGAACUUCUGUUUCUAGUUGAUCUCUACCUCUCUGUUGGCUUUUGGAUGCUCCUGAGUGACCUAAAGAUGCUAUUUUGCUGAAUUCAUACUGAAUACCAGUGUAUUCACAUACAGUACUGUUUUUUCUCAACUAAUCUCUUACCUUUUUGAUGGAUAGUCCCCUUUGUCAAUGUAUGGGACUGUUUCAAUGUAGCUGCAUAGUUGGAUGAUAUCCAUAUCAAAGAUGUUAACUGUGUGCAUUCAGUUAUGAAGAAUGUGUAAACAUGACCCCUGUAAGCAAUCUAUGAAGGCAGACUUUUUAGUAAAUCGGUUUAUUUUCUAAAGGGAUGAUAUUAUGUUGAUCUUGCACCUCUCACUUUCUAUAAAUCUAUUUCUAUACAGAUGGUCGAAAAUGUGUUUAAUUAAAUUG